Molecule: messenger RNA, 1961 nt
Organism: Erythranthe guttata (spotted monkey flower)
Lineage: Eukaryota; Viridiplantae; Streptophyta; Magnoliopsida; Lamiales; Phrymaceae
Product: putative WRKY transcription factor 26
Biological process (GO): regulation of DNA-templated transcription
Molecular function (GO): DNA-binding transcription factor activity; sequence-specific DNA binding
Source: RefSeq, a predicted model, not a curated record
CUCUCUCUCUCUCUCUCUCUCUAUUCUUUCUCUCUCACACACACUAAAAACACACACUAAAAUCAAGAAAGAAAAAAAAAAAGAAAAAAAAAAUGGCUUCUUCAGGUGGGAGUAGCUUAAACAGUUACCACACCAUGUCUAACUUCUCAACAUCACAAUAUAUUUCUUCUUUCACUGAUCUUCUUACGGUCAACGGCAAAGACCAACAGGAUCAAGAUCAAGAACAAGAACAAGAAAGAACCUCGUACUUUUGGGAGAUGAACUCUGAACCAGCAGUAAACAAAAACAAAAACACUGAACAAAUUAUAAUCCCAAAGUAUAAAUCAUUCCCACCUGCUUCAUUACCUCUCUCUCCUUCGCCUCUCUCUCCUUCUUCUUAUCUCUCCUUCCCUUCCAAUUUAACCCCUUCCAUCUUUCUCGAUUCCCCUGUUCUUUUCUCCUCCUCUAAUGUUCUUCCAUCGCCGACUACCGGUACCUUUUCUGCGCUUUUCUCAAAGGAUGAAGAAUCAAGAAUUCCCAAUUUCUCUUUCCCUUCCCAAACACGCCCUUCCGAUUCUUCCUCUUCCAUUUUCUCCUCUUCGGUUCGAAUCAAUUCAACGGAUUCAUUUGAUGAUUCACUGAACAAGCAAAUGGUGGUGAUGAAAUCAGAAGCAGCAGCAUCUCUGCCAAUCCAAAUGCAUUACCCUCAACAACCACAGUACAUCAGAGACCAGAAGAAAUCCGACGACGGUUACAACUGGAGGAAAUACGGACAGAAACAGGUCAAAGGUAGCGAAAAUCCUCGUAGUUAUUACAAGUGCACUUUCCUAAAUUGCCCCACGAAGAAGAAAGUCGAACAGAAUCUGGACGGACACAUUACGGAGAUCGUCUACAAAGGUAGCCACAAUCACCCAAAGCCGCAAUCCACUCGAAGAUCAUCGUCUUCCAACAAUUCGAUUCACAACAAUUCAUCCUCUUACAACAACGGCCAAUCGAAUAAUUCGUUUCUUGAAAAUGCUCAAGUGGACCCCACCGCAGAGAAUAAUAACAAUUCGUCGGCUUCUUUUGGAGACGAUGAUUUCGAACAGGGCUCCUCGAUGAGUAACUCGAGAGACGAUGAUGAGAAUGAACCUCAAGCCAAGAGAUGGAAAGGGGGUGAUGAAAACGAGGGAAUAUCGGCAUCCGGAAGUAGAACGGUACGAGAGCCGAGAAUUGUUGUUCAAACGACAAGUGACAUCGACAUUCUUGAUGAUGGUUAUAGAUGGAGGAAAUAUGGGCAGAAAGUGGUUAAAGGCAACCCUAAUCCUAGAAGCUAUUACAAAUGCACUUUCAACGGGUGUCCGGUUAGAAAGCACGUGGAAAGAGCAGGGCAUGAUGUAAGAGCAGUGAUCACCACAUACGAAGGGAAGCACAACCACGAUGUACCUGCAGCAAGAGGCAGCGGCAGUUAUUCAAUGACUAGACCACCAAUUAUGAGCACUGCUAUAAAGCCUUCGGUUAUUAACGGACACAUUUCCAACGGGGCGAAUUUCGUUAACCAAAACGGGGGGCAGAGAAUGCAGAACCAAACACCGUACACACUUCAGAUGCUGCAGAGUCAUAAUAAUAAUAAUACAGAUAAUUUUGCGUUUUCUGGUUAUGGAAACUCCGGUGGAGGAGCUAAGGAAGAGCCUAAAGAUGACUCGUUUUUCGACUCUUUUUUGAACUGAGGUUACAUGUAUACGACUGGCAAACUCUUGAUCUUGUUCUCGUAUGAGAAGUGAUUUACGAUUUUUUUAUUUUUUUUCGUUUGUAUAUUUUGAUGUGACGAUAGGAGCUAGGUGCAUUUGUUUAAUUAUUUUUUUUUAAUUUUUUUUUUCUGGUCACUGAAGCUGGGACAGUGGCCUCAUAUAAGGUUGUAUAUUUCCUCAUGAAGGGAAAAUAUAGAAUAAAAAACACAAUGUAUUCAUAUUUAUUAAUUUUGAUCAGGAUUACUUUGUUCA